AUGGAGGGAUUCCAUCUUCCUUCAAUUUUUAAUGAAAGAAUUAAACUAGGGAUAAAACAAAAAGACUAUGAAGCUUUUGGAGAACUAUUUAAAGCUUAUAAUAUUCCAAUAUACCCAUGCCAAGAUGAAAUCAUAAAAUAUUACAAUAAAGAAAACUCUGACUUUGUGUUAAAUGAUUCUAUAAAAAAUGGUGGCUUUGGUACAGUUAGCAAACUAACACAUAAAGGUUUUGGCUUUCCAGUAGCAGUUAAACAAAUAGCUUACUCCAGCCAAGAUUUAGAUAUGGGAAUAACGAUUAGAGAUGAAAUUUUAACUUUAAAACAAUUAAAUCAUAAAAACAUAGUUAAAUGUUUUGGACACUAUGAAGAUAAUAAAAAUUUUUUUAUAUUUUUAGAAUAUCAUGAAAAAUCGAUUAAAGAUAGGUAUGAAGAAAAAUCAUUUACAGAAACCGAGUGCAUGCCUAUAGUAAAAAAAUUAUUAAAGGCUUUAAAGUAUCUUCAUUCGGGUAAUAAAAUCGAUAAUAUAAUCCAUAGAGAUUUAAAAGGAGCAAAUAUACUAUUAAACAAUAAAAAUAAACCCAUACUCAUUGAUUUUGGUUUAUCUCAUAAAUAUUCAAAAGUUCAAAAUUCAAAAUUUCUCUCCAGGGACGUUGGCACUGAAGGUUGGCAAGCUCCAGAACUUUUAAAAGUUGAAAGCGAAUGUGGAAGUGCCGUGGAUAUUUGGGGUGUAGGUUGUGUAAUAAUUGAAAUGCUAAAAAGGGGAAGCCCACAUGGAAACCAAAAAGCAGAUUAUAAUAAACCUCCACCAUACCCGGAAAAUAUCAGUGUUAAUUUAAAAAAAUUUCUGGACAGGUGCCUACAAAUAAUUCCAUCUGAAAGAGCUACAAUAGAUGAAUUAUUAAAUCAUACUUGGAUUACAAACAAAGAUGAAGAUUGUAAUGAUAAUAUAUACAAAAAUAAAGAUUGUAAUGAUAUACACAAAGGUGAAGAUUGUAAUGAUAAAAUACACAAAGAUGAAGAUUAUAAUAAUAUAUACACCUAUCCAAAACAAAGGAUAUAA
Dictyostelium purpureum is the source of this 1059-nucleotide messenger RNA. RefSeq lists its product as uncharacterized. NCBI's taxonomy places the organism in Eukaryota, Evosea, Eumycetozoa, Dictyosteliales, Dictyosteliaceae. Gene Ontology annotation, biological process: protein phosphorylation. Gene Ontology annotation, molecular function: protein kinase activity; ATP binding. The record is from RefSeq and is a predicted model, not a curated record. Bases 1 to 1059 code for a protein of 352 amino acids. The transcript is spliced from 3 exons.